UAUUGUCAACGUCUCCACAACAGAAUGGCGCCGAACUUGCAGGACCCAAACUGCACCCUCAGAAACGUGCUCAGACCAUGCCCAUCCUCCCACGGACGCAUACAAAACGUUUCUAUGGCCUGAUGGAAGUAGUUGAGACGGAAAGGAACUAUGCGAGGGACUUGGCGCUACUAGUUGAGGUCUACCUCCCUGCCCUGCAAGCCGUAGACCCCACCUCUUAUCCUGUCAUCACACGCAACUUGCCCUCACUGCAUGCUGCUCACGUUGGCUUCCUGCAAGAGCUCGAAACUGCUCUCCUGGUCGCUGGGCUUCCCCCGACCACCUCACCGGAAGAUAUGGUUGCAGUAGACUAUUUCGCCGACGAAGAGCCGGCAAGGGUCGCAAAGGCUGUGCGGAGGAUUAGCAGGGCGUUCUUCCUCUCGACGGAUGUCUGGAGCUUGUACGAUGAGUACUGUGCACAACACACCCCCGCUAUGGCCGCACUCGAGAAGCUCGCAACGCGCAUGGGCACGGAAUGGAAGGCAUGGGAACGGAGAUGCAUGACCACUCCGCCUGGGACGUCCUCUUGUGGCUCGUUGGACCUCUCUCGAUCUCCCAGCCCUCUUCCCGCCACUGAUGGGGAGCGCGAGCGUGGCCGACCACCGAAGAAGCAGCUCAGCCUGCACGAUCUGCUCAUCCAGCCCGUGCAAAGGAUUUGUCGGUAUCCCCUCCUAUUGGCAAAGCUCCUCCCACUAGAGUUAAGGCAGUCCGCCCUCCUACCUCAAGUCCCACACCAUCCGUUCGAUGAGCUUGGUGUGCGUGAGCUGCGCGCAGCCUACUCUGUCAUGCGGGAGAUCGUAUCCCGUGUUGAUGAGGCUCGGGAACGGUACGAGCGUGAGCUUAGGGGAGAGCGCAUCGCCGUGCGUGUUGAAGGGCCGGACAUCACUGAAAGCCUUUUGCUCUCCCUCGGCCCGCCACUGCUUGUCGGUGCGCUAGAUGUGCUCGUCCUCCCUCGCACGAUGACUUCCUCUGUCAAUACCUCGACCAGCAGUCUCGCCACCGCGAAUACGGCAGCAACCAUCACCCCUGCCGCAUUUGCGAAUGUCCCAAGUGCAGGAACACCCAAUGGGGCGACGACAAAUUUGCCGAGCAAGGUGCGCUAUCUCGGUGCUUUCCUCUACGCCGGUUGUUUGCUGCUGGUUAAGCCGAAGAAGGGGAAUCUAUAUGAGGCGCGCCACUGGCUUGAGCUUGCCACUUGCCAGAUGGUCGAACCUAGCGCUGAUGAUCCCCCCUUGAUGAACUGCUUCUGCUUGACGAAGGACGACAAGAACUUCUACUUCGCGGCUUCUUGUCCGCAGGAGAAGGCGCUAUGGUUACCUGCAAUAGGGCAAGCCAUCGCCCAAGAACACGCGCUUCGCGAUAGUCCUUUCUCCCUCCCGGUCUUCCCUGCACCCCAAGAGGAUAGCACACCCGUCCUCAUUCAGCCUCCUGCGCUUCUACCUCAUUCACACCCAUCUUCUAGCUCUUCCAGUUCCGCCACUUCCCCAAUCUCGCUCUCUCCUGUUGCAGGCAGCCUCUCUCUCCGCCGCGCUACACCUCAGCAACGCCAGGCCAUCGAUCGCUGCCUCGUCGAUGUCUCCUCCGAAAUCUGCCUCGCUGCUCGGGCCGGUGCUGUCCUGUUUCCUGAUUCGCUCCCAACCGCGCCCACCGGAUUCAGCAGGAUCAUGCACCGUGACAGCUUGAUUUCCACUCCCUCUGCAACAGAUAGGGAAAACUCGCCUGCCCCGACCGAUAAGAAGAAGCGGCGGAUGUCGACACGCUCGUUUGCUGGGUUUAGCCCGAGCGAGACAUUCAGUGUUGAGGAGUCCCCGCUCACGUCGGUACCGGAAGAUGCUGCGGACGAUGACGCACCAACAAUCACACGCCGCAGGCAGAGAACAUACAGUUACACCAUGAACUCUGUUCGUGAGGUACUCCAGGUUGGUCGCGCGCGGCCAGCCAGCGUCCAGAACAUUCUCCAUCUGCAGACAUCUGGUCUACCGGCAACCCCGCAAUCAAAGGCUACGUCAUCCAACUCGUCCGGCUCGGGUCUUACCCGAAGCGGGUCAAUCAUGGCUUUCUUGUCAGCCAGGCAACGCACGAAGAGCGCGCCCGUUACUCCCGGGGCGGGUUCUUCGGAAUUGGCAGAGGAGACAACGCCAACUUCACCGUCCGCGAGUAAUCGUCCCCCGCCUGUGGAUACGACGCCAUUCACAACCUCCGCGGAUCCAUCGCCAAACUCAGACCCGGCCUCUGCGAUUGAAUUUAGCGCUACGGGCCGAUUCAGAGAUCGGCUUGAUUCAUUCCCCUGUUCCGCCGAGGGCGGUAGUCACGAAGGUGCCUUUUCGGACAACGCCGAUCACGAUCCGAGUGCGUCGGAGGAGAGUGCCCUCUCGCCACCUUCGCCUCCUGAUGUUGUCCAGCCAAUGCACAAUGUGCGCAUUCGAAGCCCGAGUCGUGAACUGGAUUCAAUGUUGCUCUCUGCCAAGGUCCCGAUGGAUUUGACCAAGCUCUCCCCUGAGCAUGCGAUGAGGGCGACUUUUUCCACUCCGUCAGCUUCGGCUCCGUCUACACUUCGCCGCAAAAAUACUGGUAGCUUCUUUGCAAGGCUCAACCCCUUCACGCCUGUGAUCAGCUAAAUCGUCCGAACACUGAUGACACUCAAUCACACUUCUUUACUCUCAUUGUUAUUCACAC
This is a messenger RNA of Dacryopinax primogenitus, 2715 nucleotides long. RefSeq names its product Dbl-like domain-containing protein. Gene Ontology annotation, molecular function: guanyl-nucleotide exchange factor activity. The transcript is spliced from 4 exons. NCBI's taxonomy places the organism in Eukaryota, Fungi, Basidiomycota, Dacrymycetes, Dacrymycetales, Dacrymycetaceae. Gene Ontology annotation, biological process: regulation of GTPase activity. Gene Ontology annotation, cellular component: cytoplasm. The coding region runs from base 78 to 2657 and encodes 859 amino acids. The record is from RefSeq and is a predicted model, not a curated record.